AUGGAUGAGGUUAUUACACUAAAACAUGAAUUAAAGGAGAAAGAAAAGAUAGAGCCACAAAGUAGAACGGGGUAUAUAUUCUUAAAUGAUGAUGUAACAAUUUCUUUAAAAAAUAUUUUAAAACACAGUAACCACGAAGAAGAGGAAGAUAGAAAGAAAUUAAGAGAACUGGAAGAGGAAGAUAGAAAGAAAUUUAGGCAGCUUGAGGAUAGACAGAGACGGAACAACUUAAGGAUCCAUGGGUUGCAGGAGAAUGAUGGUGAGAGCUGGGAUGACACGAAAAAGAAAGUUUUAGAUCAAUUUGAGAAUAAGCCUGGAGUUAGAAAUGUUGUUAUUGAGCGCGCGCAUAGGAUUGGAAAAAAGAACGAGGAGAAGAAUACUAAUAAACUCGCAGGGACAGGAAUUUACAUAAACGAAGAAUUCUCGUAUGAAACAAGAAUGAUUAGGAAGAAACUGUUUGGUGAGAUGAAAACACACAGAGCAGAAGGAAAGUAUGCUAUCGUGUUAUAUGAUAAAUUGAUAGUUCGAGAAUUUAGGGAUAGGAUUGCUAAUGCCUAA
Hydractinia symbiolongicarpus is the source of this 558-nucleotide messenger RNA. RefSeq lists its product as uncharacterized. The record is from RefSeq and is a predicted model, not a curated record. Lineage: Eukaryota; Metazoa; Cnidaria; Hydrozoa; Anthoathecata; Hydractiniidae. The transcript has 4 exons. The coding region runs from base 1 to 558 and encodes 185 amino acids.